AUGUCACCAGCCCAAUACUAUCCAAACCUUGAUCUUACACAGCACCAAUUAGAAGAGAUUGAUAAUGUUGUUGACAGGCUAACUUUGAGUGAGAAGGCUACCUUAAUCUCCGGAAUUGACUUUUGGCAUACGUUCGCCAUACACGAUCCUGAAAGAAAUAUCGACCUCCCUUCAAUAAGAAUGUCAGAUGGACCAAACGGUAUAAGAGGUACUAGGUUUUACAAUAGUGUACCAAGUGCUUGCUUGCCAAAUGGUACCUCCCUAGGAGCGACUUUCAAUAAGGAGCUUCUAAACCAGACAGGUAAGCUAAUGGCACUCGAAGCAAAGCACAAAGGUGCACACGUAAUUUUGGGGCCUACAGUUAAUAUCCAAAGAGGACCAAAUGGCGGGAGAGGGUUUGAGAGCUUCAGUGAGGAUCCAACCGCCGCUGGGCUUGUUGCCAGUGAAAUAAUCAAAGGUAUGCAAUCGGAGAACAUCAUCGCCACCAUUAAACAUUAUGUUUGUAAUGAUUUCGAGCAUCAAAGGACAAGUGUUAGUGCAAUUGUUAGCGAAAGAGCAUUGCGUGAAGUGUAUUUGAAGCCAUUUCAAUUGGCACUAAAACAUGCCAACCCACUCGCAUUGAUGACAGCUUAUAACAGGGUGAAUGGAAUUCAUGCGUCGCAAAAUCAUCAUUUAUUAAUCGAUAUUCUUAGAAAUGAAUGGAAUUACCAAGGUACAGUUACAAGUGAUUGGUUUGGUGUCUAUAACUUGUACGAAUCUAUAAAAAAUGGCUUGGAUAUUGAAAUGCCUGGGAAGCCAUUGAUUAGAGAUAAAAAACAAGUUGUUAAUGCUGUCAUGAAAAAACAAAUUUCUGAGAAUGAUUUGGAUGAAAGAGUUAAAAACAUUGUUAAGUUGGUCUAUAGAACCAAGGGCUCAGGAGUUUCUGAGAAUGGGGCCGAGGAUACUGACAAUAACACCAAAGAAACAUCGGAAUUUUUGAAAAGGCUAGCUAACGAAGGUACUGUCUUACUCAAAAAUGAUGCGAAUGUUUUACCAUUGAGUAUCGAAGAUAAAAUAGCCGUUGUGGGACCAAAUGCCAAAAUUGCAACCUUUAGCGGUGGUGGAUCAGCUUCUUUAAAGCCUUAUUAUGCUGUUAAUGCUUAUGAUGGUAUAUCAAGGCGUUAUGGAAAACCUCCAUUAUAUGCCCUGGGUGCUUAUUCUCAUAAUCUAUUACCUGGGUUGAGUGAAGUUCUAGAUAAUACCUCCACUGGAAAUAAGGGUUUUAGAAUUAAAUAUUACUACACUUUGGAGGAUGCAAAGGCCAAUAAUGACGACUUUUUCUUUCAAGAUGACUUGAAUGAAUCGCAUGUCAGUUUUUUUGAUUUCACCAAGUCCACCAAACCGGAAUUUUAUGCUCUUGUUGAAGGUGAGUUUGUUCCCCAGAAAGAUGGAAUUUAUGAUUUUGGGCUAGUUGUCAAUGGUACAGGUCAAAUUUUUAUUGAUGAUGAAUUGAUUGUUGAUAACAAAACCAAGCAAACCCCUGGAGAUAUGUUUUUCGGCUAUGGAACUAUUGAAGAAAAAGGCUCAGUGAAUUUAUCUAAGGGCAACAAAUAUAAAUUUAGGUUGGAAUACGGUAGCGCUAUUACUUCUACUUAUCCUAGUAUUGUUGAUGAAACCAAGGCCAGUGGAGGAUUCAACAUCGGUGCGGCUAUCAGAAUAGAUGAAGAGCAAGAAAUUUCCAAUGCUGUUGAAGUCGCCAAGAAAGUGGAUAAAGUCAUUGCCAUUGUUGGUCUAACUAAAGAAUGGGAAAGUGAGGGUUUUGACAGAGAAGACUUGAAAUACCCAGGGAGAACUAAUGAUUUGAUUUUUGCCCUCGCGAAAGCCAAUCCUAAUAUUAUCAUUGUUAAUCAAAGUGGAACCCCAAUGGAGAUGCCUUGGAUUGAUGAUGUUAAGGGAGUUGUGCAAUCCUGGUAUAAUGGCAUGGAAUUGGGUAAUUCCCUAGCUGAGGUUUUGUUCGGUGAUUAUAAUCCAAGUGGUAAAUUACCAUUAACAUUCCCGAAGAAAUUUGAAGACAAUCCGGCAUAUUUGAAUUUUAUUUCUGAUUUUGGUGACUGUGUCUAUGGUGAGGAUAUUUUUGUUGGUUACAAAUAUUAUGAAAAACUAAAUAAAGAUGUAUUAUUUCCCUAUGGAUUUGGUUUGUCUUAUACUACCUUUGAAUUUAGCACAUUGGAUGUUAUCUUAGACUGGGAAGCGAAGCAAUUGAAUAUCAGUCUAGUAGUUGAAAAUACUGGUACAUUGGAUGGAAGUGAAGUGGUACAGGUUUAUAUUGGCGGUGUUGAAGACUCCUCUAUCAGAAGACCAAUCAAGGAAUUGAAAGAUUUCACAAAAUUAUUUGUCAAAGCAGGUGAAAAGAAAAAUACCAGCUUCACCACUGAUUUGAAGAAUGCAUUUUCUAUCUGGGACAAUGAAAAAUCCAAAUGGUUUAUUGAAAAAGGAAUAUAUCAAAUUUAUGUUGGAAAUAGUUCAGCCAAUGUUCCACUUUCGAGUUCUGUUAGUAUUGAAGAAAACUAUUGGUGGUCUGGAUUAUAG
Molecule: messenger RNA, 2568 nt
Organism: Saccharomycopsis crataegensis
Lineage: Eukaryota; Fungi; Ascomycota; Saccharomycetes; Ascoideales; Saccharomycopsidaceae
Product: glycoside hydrolase family 3 protein
Exons: 1
Coding region: 1-2568 (855 amino acids)
Biological process (GO): glucan catabolic process
Molecular function (GO): beta-glucosidase activity
Source: RefSeq, a predicted model, not a curated record